Molecule: messenger RNA, 1389 nt
Organism: Fonsecaea multimorphosa CBS 102226
Lineage: Eukaryota; Fungi; Ascomycota; Eurotiomycetes; Chaetothyriales; Herpotrichiellaceae
Exons: 4
Coding region: 1-1389 (462 amino acids)
Biological process (GO): amino acid catabolic process; carbohydrate catabolic process
Molecular function (GO): hydro-lyase activity; magnesium ion binding
Source: RefSeq, a predicted model, not a curated record
AUGGCGGGCGACAAGGGAUUGUCGAAUGGCACCCACCACGGCCCAACGAAUUUCGACGAAAUCAUCAUCCAGUCAUAUCAAGUCUAUGAUCUGCGCUUCCCGACAAGCCUCACCUCGGCAGGAUCAGAUGCAAUGAAUGGCGCUCCUGACUACAGCGCCGCUUACAUCGUUUUGAAUACCAACUCGCAUUUGGCAGGACAUGGCUUCUCAUUCACUAUCGGCCGCGGGAACGAUCUGGUCUGUCAAGCUGCUCGUGCCACAGCUGACAGGCUCGUGGGUAAGCGGCUCGCGGAUUUGACGUCUAACAUGGGCCAAACAUGGCGCUUCCUCGUCUCCGAUUCUCAGCUCCGGUGGGUGGGCCCUGAAAAAGGGGUUAUCCACCUGGGUCUAGCUGCCUGUGUCAACGCCUUAUGGGAUCUCUGGGGCCGAGCGGAGAAGAAGCCCGUCUGGAAACUCAUCGCCGACAUGAGGCCCGAGGAGUUUGUGAGGUGCAUUGACUUCCGCUAUAUCGAAGACGCCAUUAGUCCGCAGGAGGCAAUCGCUCUGUUGGAAGCGCAGGAGGCAUCAAAGCCACAGCGACUUCGCGAUGCAGAAGCAAAUCGGGCGGUACCUGCGUACUCGACCGAGGCUGGGUGGUUGGGAUAUUCGGACGAAAAGAUGCGAAAGUUGAUGAAAGACCUCCUUGCCGCUGGCCACGAUAAGUUCAAGUUAAAGGUCGGUAGGGAUCUUGAGGAUGACAAGCGACGAUGCCGGAUCGCCAGGGAAUUGAUGGGCGACGAAAAGACCUUGAUGGUAGAUGCGAAUCAGGUCUGGGGUGUAUCCGAAGCCAUACAAUGGAUGCUUCAGCUGGCGGAGUUCAAACCAGCGUUUAUUGAGGAGCCGACAUCGCCAGAUGACAUUCUUGGCCACGCUGCUGUCCGGAAAGCCCUCAAAGCUCACGGCAUAGGAGUCGCGACAGGGGAGAUGUGUCAUAAUCGAGUAAUGUUCAAACAGCUGCUUCAGGCUGAGGCUAUCGAUGUCUGCCAAAUUGAUGCCUGCCGUUUGGGGGGAGUAAACGAGGUUUUGGCCGUCCUCCUUAUGGCAAAAAAGUUUGGAGUCCCGGUUGUCCCACAUAGUGGUGGCAUUGGCUUGAAUGAGUACACGCAGCACUUGUCUUUGGUGGAUUAUCUUUGCGUAUCUGGAGAGCGGAGCAUGCUCGAGAACAUCACCACCUAUAACCACGUCCUCACAACGCCAUUGCAGACGCGUGAUGGCUUUUUCGUAACUCCACUGGAGUCCGGCUACAGUGUCGAGUUUCAAGGGACCGCAAUCUCUCAGUACAGCUAUCCAGACGGGACCUUCUGGCGCUCUCAAGAUGGCUUGUCAAUCAUUAAUAGCGGCCUGGUUUGA